CCCCUCCCGUCCCUUUUUACCGAAGCUUUUCUACCAAUGAGAAAACAGAAACAUCCAAGUGGUGGGGCAUUUUUGAGCUUGUCGUUCAAUUCUUGGAUUCCUGCUUGCUUUGCUUGUCCACUCAAAAUAAAGAAACUCGCCCUAGAAAACGGGUUCUAGCAAAACAUCUCGAGCCACUUACACCAACCCCCGCUCAUCCCUCAUCCAGUUCGGUCCCGUCGACCCCUUAAGGAGCUCAUCCGAAUUCAAGAUAUUUCUCCUGCACCACCAAAUUCAUCAUCAACUGUACCCAUACCACACUCCACGCACAAUGGCAGAGUUAAAGAACGCCCAAGUGAGUUCUAAGUCUGCAGAGCUUCACAGAGUCCUCCUCAGUCGUCCUGACCUGUACUGACCCUUCCCUUUCUCUGUUUUAGGGCCUCAGCAAUGAGGAAAUUCAAGCAUACAGAGAUGCUUUCUCUAUCUUCGUGAGUGGGAUUCUCCAAUACAUGUUUGCGCAAAACGCUUACUUUCCCUUUAAUACAGGACAAAGAUGGUGAUGGUACGCGCGAUUCAACCCCGCACCUCUUCUUCGCCGUUAUUCUCUAACAUUCUCAACCCUUUAAACAGGAACCAUAUCAACUGCCGAACUCGCGGAGGCAAUGAAAUCUUUGGGACAAAAUCCAUCCGACGCGGAAAUUCAAGAUAUGAUUAAUGAGGUUGACGUUGAUCAAUCUGGAACAGUCGACUUCGAUGGUUAGUUACACGGCGAUAUAUCACGAUAACCCCACAUCUUGGUACUAUGGUGUAUCAACACUUUGAUGCGACUCUUCUAACCAUUUUAUAAUCGAAUUACAGAAUUCCUCAAGAUGAUGACUACCGAAACAAAGGGUGUUGACUUUGAACAAGAGAUGCGCAGUGCUUUUAAAGUAUUCGAUGUUGAUGGAAGUGGCACAAUUUCCCCAGAGGAAAUCUACAAGUUGAUGGCAUCUUUGGGAGAGAAUUUGUCUGAGGAAGAGAUUAAGAGCAUGGUGAAGGAGGUUGAUAAAAAUGGUGAUGGAAGCAUAGAUUGUAAGGCAAUUCCUCCUAAAUGCUCUUCAGAUCCUUUCAGACUUGACACAAUUACUAACACAAACUUCAAUGUUUUAGACGAUGAAUUUGUUUCAUUCAUUCGCGACAACAAAUAAGGAUUUAGGACUAAUCACGGGGAAAUUUAUGAAAAUGAAGAGAGUUUGAAUAUUAUAUUGGAUGCACACAAUACCAUAGGAAUAAAUAUACAUGUUAUUUUAUUCCAGCAGUACUUCUCAAUGGGAAUGGAAGUUUUGUUUAUGCUAAAUACGGGAUAUUGAUGAAUCGAUCAAGUAAUCGUCGUCGGCAUAUCCUCGAUAGUGGCAUUUGCCAUACCUCAUUUUAGCUUUUUGCCUUUUAUGAUUGGUUCUUAAAUCCAUUUUAUCAUUUUCGUGGAAGUUCUUGCACAUUAUUCCUGGCGCUUGUCUU
Molecule: messenger RNA, 1476 nt
Organism: Sclerotinia trifoliorum
Lineage: Eukaryota; Fungi; Ascomycota; Leotiomycetes; Helotiales; Sclerotiniaceae
Source: the annotation of a GenBank genome assembly